GUGUGCGUUUUCCUUUCAUUGAUGGGGCUGGGAGGAGUCUGUUGCGGAAGUGAAAGAGGCGUUUCUCAAAGUUUCUAAGAGGUUCAUUCUGCGUGUAUGUUUUCGGAUACAUUGUUGCACGCGAUCCACAAAGUAAGAAGUUAUAACGUUCUUCCGUGACCAGUGAUAGUUUCGCAAUCUGUUAUUAUGUCAGAAUCGAUCAAGAAUGUUGCAAUAUUUGGGGCAACCGGAAUGACCGGACUGGUGACAUUACCACUGGCUGUUGCAGCGGGUUACAAUGUGACAGUGCUAGUGAGAGACCCAGCCAGGCUGCCUGCAGAACACAAAGCCUGCAGGGUGGUGGUGGGAGAUGUCCUCAAUAAGGAGGAUGUGAAGAAGACCAUGGAGGGUCAGGAUGCUGUUAUCAUCAUUUUGGGCACCAGGAGUGACCUCGGUCCCACAACAAUGAUGUCAGAAGGAACCAGAAACAUCUUAGACGCCAUGAAAGCUCGGGGGAUCCGCAAAGUAGUUGGCUGCAUGUCAGCCUUCCUCCUAUGGGACCGGUCUAAAGUGCCACCCAGGCUGCUGUCGGUCACAGAGGACCAUGAUAGGAUGUACAUGGUGUUGAAGGAGUCAGGGCUGGAAUUCGUGGCUGUCAUGCCCCCUCACAUCGACGAUAAUCUCCCUUUGACUAAGAAGUACACAGUGACAGAGAACAUGCUGAAAGGGCGGGUCAUUUCCAAAUAUGACCUGGGACACUUCUUCGUCAAGUGCUUGUCCAUCUCUGACUGGGACAGGAAGACCGUUGGGGUUUGCGGGGAAUACAGUUAACCCGAACAAGACAGAGCCCUCCUUUUACCGUUUCCAUAAACCACUUACCACAGCUGGCCUAUCAGACACCGCAACUUAGAUCUUAUUUCUACAGGCCAAUCUUUCUUGCUUGAAAGAAAUGACAGCUUUGGCUUUUGCUAAUGUUUUGUAACUAUUUUGUUUAUCUUGGAUAUUAUAAUGUAUGAAAAAUGUAAUAUGUUAAUAAUCUUUAUAGUUGUGUGUGGGUCUCAUACUUUGUGCAGACUUUUUAAUUAACUACAUAGCCAAUAUCGUUCAAAUAUCUAUUUUACUUUUAUUUUGUUUAUGUUUUAACCCAACAGCAAUUGAAUGUUGACUGAGUAUGUAUGAGUGCAAAGUGAGUAAUCAAUUAGGCCUAUGUGCUAUUUGUAGCCUAGGUCCUACUUGUAGCCUGAUCUUGUGCUGUCUCAGAAUUUUAUAGCUAGCUUUUGAAAUAAAGAGUUUUUUAAUACAA
Molecule: messenger RNA, 1282 nt
Organism: Salmo salar (Atlantic salmon)
Lineage: Eukaryota; Metazoa; Chordata; Actinopteri; Salmoniformes; Salmonidae
Product: flavin reductase (NADPH)
Molecular function (GO): riboflavin reductase (NADPH) activity; biliverdin reductase [NAD(P)H] activity
Source: RefSeq, a predicted model, not a curated record